AUGUCUAGGCCCUCCACCGCGCAAGGACGGCAAAGGAGCUUGGAGCAAGACAGCGUGAGUUCUCUCCUACUAAAUACCUCAAAUAGGAGUCUUGUUGUCGAUGACUUGGGCACUUUGGGGCUGAUAGAAGAGAGAAUUCAGCAGAACAUUCUUCGGUCAGACGUUCUCUCUCGCUACUUUAGCAACGAAAAGAUAAAAGAGCAGAAUGAACUAAUCAAGAGCAAAUACCUCCAGAGCCUUGUUAAACUGUCGGAGACAGAGGUGAUUGAGGAAUCUUAUAAAGCCAUCAAUGAUAAGUACAUAAAACUUGAGGACGCAUACACAGACAUGCGGAAGAUGAACGAGCAGCUUCUUGAGAGCCUUAAGGAAGCGAAGAUCACAAUUAAUCAACUGAGCGGGGGAUCUGGGAAGUCUGGCACGGCAGAGAUCAUUUCCGGGAAUAUUGCCCUUUCCACCGCGCAGAGCCGCACCAUCUCGACCCUUCAUAAGUUAUUUACUGACCUAGACAUGAUCCAGGUUCCGACUGAACAGGCCAAUAACAUGAGCGAGCCAGAGUUGGUGCAAAUGGCCGCAAUCAACCUCGCAGUCCAAUACAAAAGACUCAAGGUUGAUGCCGACAGUCGUCGCUCCUUCUCCACAGAGAGUGAGGCGCAGAUGGACAACCUCCAGCGCCAGAUUGUCAAGAUAGAGUUGGAGUUAGUGGAAAGCAGAAACAUGGUUUCCUUCUUAGAAAAAGAGUGUGACAGGCUCAAGAAUAGCAACCAGGAAGUGGUAAAUCUACGUACACAGGUUUCUCAGCGUGAUGAGAUACUCCAAGACAAAAGCAUGCUAAUAAGCACUCUCCAGAACCAGAUAAAGGUUAUGCAGGCAGAAAAGGUCGAUGCCGACCAAGCCACUUUUGUGGCCCGGAACGAUUUGAGCCUAGCAGAAGAGACCAUCAAGGAAAAGAGCGUAACGAUCGAGAAGCUCAUGGAGAAGCUGUCGAAACUCAAAAAGACAUCACAGGUGGCGAUAGAGCAGAGAGACCAGGACGCAGUUGAGCUAGCGAGGUCUGUUGCAGAUAUGCGUCAAAAACUCAGCGAUACCGUUGAUGAGAAGCAGCGCAUAGUCCAUCAGCUACACAUAGAUAUGGAUAGUAUGAAGAAGUCCCACGAGGAGAGCAUUUCGCAGCACAAAAGCGAAAUCGAGGCAAUCAAAAGUGCAUUUGACGAGUCCACGUUUAUUAAGAACGCUCGCAUCAGCAAGCUCACAACCGAGUUGACAGAGACGCAGACACAGUUAGCAAGCGCUUUGGAGAAAAAUCAGGAGCUUCAGUCUGAGUCCAAAAAGGCUCAGCACGCAGCAGAAGUCCUGCUCGCGGAAAGAGAGAUAGCAAAUACAACUCUUACUCAAGAGCUACAAGCAACUAAGGGGGAGCUGGAAGCAGUAAGAAAGUCUAAUCACGAGCAGGUCAAUUCGUACGAAUCUCUUCUUCAAAAGACGCAGCAGAGCUAUGAGGCUCUCUUAAGGGAAAAAGAAGACACGAUACUUAAGCUUAAUCUAGAAUGCGAUAACGCUAAGAAGGCUUUUGAUGAUCAUUCUGAGCAGUCGACGGCCCAUGUUCAAGCGUUACGCGAAGAGGUUGAGCGCGUCAGACACACCAGCGAAAACCUUCUUCAGGAAAAAAUGGGGGUUAUCAAUCGGUUGACUGCAGAGAUACAAGCCAUCAAGCUUGACGGGGAGCGAGCCUUAGACAGCAAGGAUACUCAGAUAGCAGAGCUACAGAAGAACGUCAGUUCUUUGAUGGAAGACUUAACCAAAACGUCCUCAAACUCAUCUGCAGAGCUCAGCCGACUAACUAACUUGUUAGAAGCAACCAGGAAGGACUACGUGCAACGACUAGAAUCAAAGGACGAGCAGCUGCGGAUUGCUACUAACGAAUACAAAGAGAAUAUGGAAAAGCUGGAUGCAGUUUUUGCCAAAAAGGAUGCAGAGCUUUCAAAGCAAACUGCCGCACUACACGCUCUCCGUGAUGAGCUAUCCCAAGUUAAGUCAAAUCAUCUUUUGGAAGUUGAUAGGCUUCUGAAAGAAGUUAAUUCUGCUCAGCAAAACACAUCCAUGACCUUGCUUUCUAACCAGGACGAAAUUUCUCGCCUUGGAAGAGAACUAGACGUAGUCAAGAAUUCGGCGUCCAUUAACGAAGUUGAGGCAAAUAAAAAGAUCCAGAGUCUAAAUCUGAAGAUCAUCUCUUUACAACAAGAGCUGCAAGACUCCAAGAACGAGGCCGAUGCUGCACUCAAAGAAAAGGUACGUGAACUGGAUACUCUCCGGCUUCUCAUGGAUGACAGCACAUCCACUGCAGCAAAGGCUGCACAAAAUCUUCAGAACACUGUCGACAAGCUCCAACAGGAACUCUCCUCUGUGUCAUCGGACAAGCUUGCUAUCUCGGCGGAAAUGAAUCGAGUGGUUUCAGAGCUAAAGCACGAGCUCUCAACUGAGAAACAAAUGCGAGAAGCAGAGAAUUCUCGGGCACAGCUCCAGAUAUCCCAUCUGGAGGCACAAGUCAAAGAUGCAGCAAAGGCCAAGGACAGCGAAGUGACAAGGCUCCUCUCAGACCUAAAGACUGUAAAGGAGGAGCUUGCUAUCGUAGUGGAUCAGAAGGAUGCCAAGAUUGCAGAAAUUUCCCGAAAAUUAGAAGAUACAUUCCACAAACUGCAAAGGUCUGAGCAGACGGUUGAGGUCCUUCAGGCUGCAAAAGAGAAAGAGCUGUCUGUAGCCAAACUAAAUACCGAUCAAACAAUUGCGCUGUUAAACGACCGCGUUGCUAAUCUUGCCGCUGAAUUGAACAAGCAGAAGAACGAGACUGAGGAGCUUCUGGCGUUUAAAGACUUACAAUACAAGCAAUUACAGAAACAAUUAGAGGACUCUAGGACUGAAGUCACUGAGGCAACCAGUUCUGGCAGGGCCGAGAUCUCUAGGCUCCAGCUCCAGAUAGAUAAUCUUGGCGAAGCGUUAUUACAGGCCCAGAUAGAGUAUGCACAAAAAGAAGAUGCACUCAAGGAUGAUCUAAAUAGUGCCAAGGCUGUGCUUCUUGCCGAGUCAGCCGAGAAGGAUGCCAUCAUUUCUACGUUGAAGAAAGAUCUGACAAAUCUGCGUGCUGAGCUGCUCUCGUCCGAAGAGGCCAAAGAUGUGACAAUUGCACGGUACAAGCAGGAUUGCGAAAACCUCCAAACAUCCUUGACAAAGUCAAUAGAGAAGAAGGAGGAGGCGUAUAACAUCCUCAAGCAAGAGUUUGCAGGUUAUAAGAAGGACGUGAGCGCUGCAAAGCAAGCGUACGAGGCGCAGAUAGCAAGCCUCACAGGAGACCUGGCAGCCGCCAAGAAGAAGUCAGAGCAGCUUGAGAUGGAGAUAGAGAGAGAAAUGAAGCAUGCUUCAGCAUCGAGCAAGAAGGCGCAAGCAGAGUUGAAAGUGACAAUCGAUCAGAAGCAGCGCGAGUUGGAAGAACUUCAGAAAGAGUACCUUUCCUCACAGGCCGAGGCCUUGUCCACCAACAAGCGCCUACAAGAUGAAAUAGACAAGCUUAUACAGGACAAGGGAGGUCUCAUCAAUCAAAUAUCGAGUCUGAAACAGGAGAUAUCGGUAUCAUCCGCUGACAGAGAGCAUCAAGCUAAAAAAGCCGACAAAGAUAUCAAGACACUUCAAGACGCUCUACGCAUAGCAGAAGAGGAUAAAAGAGUUUUGGAGUUGGAGGGAAACAGCAAGCUGGAGGAGAUUAAACAGCAAUAUGAGUGCUUGAUAUCAGAGAAGAAUAAGUCUAUCACAGAACUCAAUCAAAAGGUUCGAGACAUGUACAAUGAAGUCAUCGAAGCCCAAGCAGCCAAAAACAAUGAAAUUGCCAGGGCUGCAGAGGAGCUUACUAAGAAGAGCCAGACACAUCUCGAUAUCGUAAGUGAAAAGGACGAAAAACUCGCCAAAAUGGAGGCGGAUUUGGCCAGGGUCCAAAAGGAGCUUCGUGCGUUAGAGAUCUCAAAGAAGGAAACAGAGGCACUCCUCAAGCGAGAACAGGGAGAGCUAACACUAAGAUAUAGCGCAGAGACCAACAUGAAGGACGAGAGAAUAGUAGCUCUGGAGAAGGAGCUUGGAUCUUUUAAAGAUAACUUAGCUAGAACGACAAAGCUCAAGGACGACGAGAUAAGAGACCUGGAAGCACAGCUGCGUGAUACGAAGAAGAAGUCGCAGACAGCACUAAAUGAAAACACGCAGCUAAUAGAUUCCAUUCAAGUGAAGAUGGAUAGCGUGAAGCAGGAGUCCGCAGAAGCUCUUAAGAAGAAGUCUGCAAAGAUCGAGGAGCUAAAGGCAGAGCUGAGCCACACACUAGAAGAACACUCUACCUUUGCUAUGAAGAAGGAUGCAGAGAUCCAAGAACUGACACGGAAACUAGGCACUCUGGAGGCCCAGCUUGGCCAGACUGUUUCCUCGGUAGUAUAUGAUGCCGUCAAAGAGCAGUUGGAUGAAAAGGAGCGGGACACAGUUGAACUUCGUGCGGAGAUUGCGCGUCUCAAGGAGGCGUCACAGGCAACGUCCAUGGUCAGUGGAGAGGAGAACACAAAACUUGCGCUGAAAGUUAAGCAGCUCGAAGCGGAGCUAGAGGAGCUACGCGCUUAUCACGACUUUAUUAAGCCCCAAGUGAUGGAACAGAAGCUUGAGGAGAUGAAUGCUGCACCGCCCACAGAGGAAGCGUCGUUUAUGAAACAGUUAAUCAAGGAGAAUGGCUACCUCAAGCAGCGCCUGAACCAGAUCGCACUGGGUAGUGACGAAUCUACAUCUCGCAAUUCUAGUAUAUCCGAAGGGCGGCGUCCAGGAGGCCGCUUACGAACCAAGUAA
Molecule: messenger RNA, 4863 nt
Organism: Giardia duodenalis
Lineage: Eukaryota; Fornicata; Diplomonadida; Hexamitidae
Exons: 1
Coding region: 1-4863 (1620 amino acids)
Source: RefSeq, a predicted model, not a curated record